AUGAAACCUGGUCGGAAGCCUGGUAGGCCUGCCAGGGCUAUUGAACAGCCAAGUGAGUACUACCGACCCAAGUUGAUACUAAUUCAAGUGUCAUCUCACCCUACACCCUCGGAUGUACGCCUACCUGCUGACAAGGAUGGCCCUGAGUACUGGAAAAUUCUGGUCAAGAAGUUGAAAGACAGAGGCCAGAUCGACGAAGAAAUCCAGCAACGGUCCAAUAUUGACUGGUUUCUCACAAACGAGGAUCUCUCUGAUUAUUUUAUGAAACUAGUGAUCGAUCCUGCCUAUGUUCCCCGACGCGGCGAAAUCGUUCUGUGGAUUUGGUCAGACCUAGACGGCUGUCUCAUGAACAACCCCAAUACCGGUUUGGUUGAAGUACUUGGAGAUGACAACAAAUGGCACGGCCCUCCUGAAUGGCGCGCCGGCGUGGUCACUCAAACCCCUAUUGACGAAGUCCACAUGGUAGAUAUUGUCGACAAUCCGGCUACCUCUCCAGAAGGGCUGAACAGCUCUGGAUUCCGCGUGGAGACAUUGCCAGAUCCACUGGGCAACGACAAGUCGUACUCUCGGCAGUACUCUUAUGUCCCAUUGCGCAAUAUAAAGCCUUUCAAUUCUUGGCAGAACUUCCUCAGAGGCCUAGAGCGAGAGAAAGUCCAUCCCUCUAUUGAAAAUGCCCUGUCUGUCAUGUCCUCCUGGAGCCUGGUUCAGAAGUUCCAUGCCAAGGGACGAUCUCCUUCGCUCUCCAUUUCAUGCAAAGGCAUCUUUAUCGGCGCCGAGCUUCUGGCAGUGCAUGACACAAUCCGCCUCAAACCGCAAGGCUACGAGUACACCCCGAACAAAGCUAAGGGAACCAGCGAAGUGACUGAUGUAAUGGUCAUUGAAGGAAUCAGUCUUCAUUUAGCCAACUGUGUCGAAGAUCCCGAUGAUGAGCAGCUUGCACAAAAAUACACAGCCUUGCUGAUAGGCAAGACAUUCACCACCGACCGCAACCGCGGUGUUCACGGUGGAGCCUUUGGCAAGAUUGAUCCCAAUCCUCUGAGCAGCGAAGAAGCAACCGCUACCUUCCGACAAGUUGGAAUGAGCGAUUACGGCCCCUGGUACCGUAUGGCCGAAGGCAAAACAUGCAUCAUCUCUCCGGACUAUGUUGUCGGUCGGUGCUACGAACCCCUUGCAGCUGAACUCAUGUUCGGCAAGCACACAUUCAGCUAUGAUCUAUCAGGCGUGAUGGAAGGCCGCAACUUCUCACAGCAGGUGGACGAACGCAUCCCGCUGGAUAACACCUGGUUCUGGGGCGACAAUCGUGUUGAAACAUUAGGUCUGACCGAGAUCAAUGGUACGGAAUGUGGAGUCUCAGCCUUCCAGCGUGAAUCCCCAGAACGGUGGCAAGCAUUGAUCAAAAUUGCCCAGGGAGAAGGUAGUGCCAAGCUUCGAAAGAUUGCUGGUAUUCCCACCUCCGCUGGGCGUCCCAAGAAUAAAGAGGUUGAUGCUGUGUCUCAGAGUGGCUUCGCCGGGGUUGCGUCAACCAGUAAAAUGGUUAGCUCCGCUAUCGGUGGCAUUACUCUGGAUUCGUCGAAUGACGAUAGCGAGAUGACCGAUGACAAUGCUGCUGCUCUUCAGCUCACAGAGUUUGAGCUUGCGCGAGCAGUGAAGAGUGACAGCGAGGAUGAAGAUUACGCGUAA
Molecule: messenger RNA, 1680 nt
Organism: Penicillium olsonii
Lineage: Eukaryota; Fungi; Ascomycota; Eurotiomycetes; Eurotiales; Aspergillaceae
Source: the annotation of a GenBank genome assembly